Messenger RNA from Coregonus clupeaformis (lake whitefish), 1691 nucleotides. RefSeq lists its product as uncharacterized. The record is from RefSeq and is a predicted model, not a curated record. The transcript is spliced from 2 exons. The coding region runs from base 366 to 1691 and encodes 441 amino acids. NCBI's taxonomy places the organism in Eukaryota, Metazoa, Chordata, Actinopteri, Salmoniformes, Salmonidae.
CUUUCAUUGUGUUCCAUGGUGUUUAGCGCCCCCUAGUGGAGCUCUCUGGUACUUAGAGUUAUGUACAAAAACCCGGAAGUAAAGUUGUCAUUACGCACGCAGACAGGCAGCUAGAAACAACGUUACUGUACAGUUCUUUCAGUGCAACUAUUUCUUGUUACGCUUCAGCCUCGGAAAAUAUUUGUUUUUUCACAACAUAAACGUUUUCAAUACAUUCGUUCAAGAAAAGUCACGCCUUGGAAGUUUUAUUGAAGACUCAGUUGUUAGCUAUCUGUCUAGUUUUGCACGGGAACGCAAUUCAAGGGCAGAAUAGUGAAAAAACAUCACGGCGGGCUCAAGCACAAGAAUAAUCGCACGUGGUGGUUAUGAUUCUACGUUCAUUAGCCAAAAAAGCCUCUGAUCCUAGGGAUGACCAGCAGUCUACGAUGCAGCAACCAGAGGCAAGUGUUCGACAGAAAGAGGAAGAGGAGCGAGUAAGAGAGAUGGAGGAGCCUCUUCAGCACAUUGAGACCAAGUCUCAGUCUGCAAGAUCAAGGUCAUCAAAACAGUCAAGCAGAUCCUCAACGGCAAGUUAUGCAGCCAUCAAAGCACGUGCCAAGGCGGACGCAGCGCGUGCUAGAGUCUCCUAUGCUGAAAAGGAAGCUUCUAUGAUGAAACAAAAGGCGGAACUGGAUGCGAGUUUAUAUGUUCUCCAAGUUGAGAGAACAGCUGCUGCUGCGUUGGCUGAAGCUGUAGCCUUUGAAGAAGCUGUAGAGUCUGAACGCAGAGAGCUCCACAGAGAACUCAACACAGGGACACAGCCCUUAAGUCCAGUCCAACGUACUCGUGAGUAUGUGCAACAACAUGCUAGGCCCUACUUUGCUGAAAUGCCAUUUGAAGUAGAGACACAAGAGCUUAGUGUUGACCCAGCUACAGGCCACAAUCCAGAAAGUAGCAAACAACGGAGCAUGAGCAGAGACUCUCCGUACAAAAUAAAUGAAAAGCAGCAUGGUGGAAAGGGAAAACAAACCCACUUCCAGUCACCGAAACAAAGCUUCCCUGAGUCACAAGUGGCACCAGAACUCACCAAGUACCUCCUGCGCCGUGAGAUGGUGAGUUCCGGACUCCUGAAGUUUGAUGAUCGUCCUGAAAAUUAUUGGGCAUGGAAAGCAUCUUUUCUCAAUGCGACCAGAGACUUGAAUCUAUCAGCCAGGGAAGAGUUAGAUCUAAUUACCAAGUGGCUGGGGGCAGAGUCGUCUGAGCAAGCAAAGAGAAUUAGAUCUGUCUAUAUUCUCAAUGCAACAGCAGGGCUUAACAUGGUCUGGCAACGACUAGAAGAGUGCUAUGGUACACCCAAAGUGAUCGAGAAUGCACUGUUGAAGAAAAUUGAUGAAUUUCCAAAACUGUCUAACAAAGACAAUCACAAACUAAGAGAACUGGGUGACAUUCUUCUCGAACUGGAGUGUGCUAAAGAAGAAGGGUACCUUCCAGGCCUCGCUUAUCUGGACACAUCUCGUGGGGUAAACCCUAUAGUAGAGAAACUUCCAUUCAGUUUACAAGAGAAAUGGAUAGCACAGGGAUCCAAAUACAAGGAGGACUAUCGGGUAGCAUUCCCACCAUUCUCGUUUUCUCGAGAUUCAUCAGGAACCAGGCGAAAAUUAGAAACGACCCCAGCUUCACCCUCUACACCUCAACUACCCAGGUGUCUGUGA